AUGAUUAGAUUUGCAACUAUAAAUCAAAGAAAUUAUGAUGAUUCGUCAGAUUCAGAAUCAGAAAUUGAAAGGUCAGAUAGAGAUGAUCAAUAUUUAAAUAAUACAAGAGUCGGUAGUACUGGUAAUACAGGUGGAAAAUAUGAUGGUAUAUCGAUUGAAGCUCAAGAGUCUCAAAAUAUGAGAUUAUAUGAAAAUGCAUUAAGAUCUCAACAGAAUAAUGAUUAUUUACAAGCACAACAAUUAUAUCAAGAAUUACUUCAAACUCCAUUAAUUGCAAGAAUCAAACCUACAUCAAAGAAAUCAGUUUUAUCAAGUACUAUGGCUUCAAUUAAAUAUUCAACACUAAAAAAUAUGGCAAAUAUUUAUGAAAUUAUAGAUAAUAAAGAGUUAUCACUAAAGUUAUCUACAGAAGCGGUCGAUUUAGAUGGUAGAGAUGUUUCACUUUGGUACAAUAUUGGAAAGAUUUCAAUGGAUCUUGAGAAAUGGAAUAUAUCUAGAUUUGCUUUAGAACGAGCCAUUCAAUUAUCACCAACUCACUGGUUAUCACUGGAAAGAAUUAUAGAGUUACUUUAUGUUAUUGGUGAUGAUGAAUCCUGUAUUAAUAUUAUCGAUCAAAAAAUCCUACCAUCACAACCAACUCAUUUCAAAGCUCUCAUUGUCAAGGUAUUAAUUCAAAGAAAUAACCCAUCAAAAUUUUCAGAAAUCUCUGAAUUUUUGAAUUAUAUUAAAAAUAAUUCAAACUCUUUAAAUUAUAUUCAAUCAUUAAUUAAAAAAAGAGAAAAAGUUCAAAAUAAACAAUUAUCAGUCAAUACAACAAAUAUCACAAUAAAUGAUUCAUUACAAAAAGAAUUAGAUAAACCAAAAGAAUACACUUUAAAUACACCAACAUGGAAUAGUUUAUUGGAUUUGUUAAAUUUAAUAUAUACAGAAAAAAAAGAAUCAUCUUCAAUAUCAAUUUUUUCACCUAUAGAAAUUAAAUUAAAUUUAUCACAACAAGAAGAACAAAAAAUAAAACAAACUUUAGAAAUUAUUGAAGCAACAAUUGAUGAAAAUAAUGAAACUAAUGAUGAUGAUUUAAAUAAUAAUAAUAUUAAUAAUAAUAAUAAUAAUUUAAAUAAUAACAGUAUUAAUAGUAAUAAUAUAAAUGAAAAUGAAAACGAAAAGAAUCAAACUAUCGAUUUGGUCGAAGAAGAAAAUAAAGAAAAUAAAGAAAAUAAAGAAAAUAAAGAAAAUAAAGAAAAUAAAGAAAAUAAAGAAAAUAAAGAAAAUAAAGAAAAUAAAGAAGUUAAAGAAGCUAAAGAAGUUUUAGAAAAAGAUAAAGAAUUAGAACCAAACCAACAAACUGUUUUAGCUAGUAGUAGUGGUUCAAUUCCAACACGUUCAUCAAUGCCAAUACCUCCAACUCAAACAACUACAAUUACAAGUAGAAGAAUGGAAAGAGCUAAAGCAAUUUCGAAACAAGAAGAUAAAAUAACUGAAAUCGAUGAUUAUAUAGAUAAAUUUAUAAAUAAUAAUAGACCAAUUUCAUCAACAAUAUUAAAUCAAUUAAGUAGUGACGAACUAUCAACUUUAAAUAGUGAUGAUGAUAAGAAAAAAGAAAAACAAUCUGCUACUACCGCUACGAUAGCUUCAACCAAAUCACAAUUAAAAUCAAAUGAAAUUGAAAAAUCCAGUAUUUAUAAAUUUAUUAAUCAAAUGAAUGAAAUUACAAUUAAAGAACCAAAUUUAAUGGUAUCAAUUAUUGAUUGGAUGAUUGAAACUUUAAAUUAUAUUUCAAAAGAAGCAACUUUAUACAAUCUCCCAGUAUUAAUUAAUAGUAAAAUUUUAAAAACCAAAUCCAUCAUCGAUCAACAUAUAGUUUGUGGUAAAAACGAUUAUCAAGAUUAUUAUUUAUUGUUAUCCGAGCUAUGCUUUGAUAAAUACCAAUCAUUUUUAUUAGAAAAGAAAAAGAAACAACAAAAAUCUUCAAAGAUAACUAUAAAACCAAAUGAUUCAAUACCAUCAACACAAAUAUCACCAAAUUCAUCAAAUAAUAAUAUACCAAUUGUAGCCAAUACAACACCAUUAAAAGAAAACCAAGAUUCCUAUUUACCAAAUCAAGAUUUAUCACACUUAUCAUACUAUCUACAAUUAUUAAAUUUAAAGAAAUUUUUAAAACCAUUAAAAUUAUUAAAAGAUCAAAAAGAUACCAAUGAUACAUCAACUGCCACUAUCAGCAAUGAGGAUGAAAUUAUGAUGGAUGAAAAAGAAAAAGAAGAACUUGAAAAGGAAAUACUGUUUGAAUUAAGAUAUCAAUGGUUGUUAGCAAAUUAUAGUAUGAAUGUCAUGGGUGAUAUUAAUAUGUCAACACUGCAUCUAAGAGAAUGUGAACAUCUUUUCGAAGAAUAUAAUAAAAGAAAUUUCAAAAACGGUUCAUUGGAUUAUUUUUCAAUUGGCCAUUGUAAAUUUGAUAAAAUAAUUUCACCAUUAAUACUUUCAGAUAAAAUUUCAAAUCUCCAAGAUCAACAGGAAAAGAAUGCAGCUGGUCAAUUAUUCAAUUCAAAGAAAUAUGACUCUGUUAUUGGUUUAUUAGAGCCACUGUUCCCAGAUUCAUUAUGUGCUUUAGAUUUUGCUCCAAUUAUACCCACCGUUCCUCCCAGUAGUACUACAGUGGCCCCCAAUCUUACUCUUUUUGAAUUUAAGAAUAAAGAUCAUUUGGACUCUGAUACUAAAUCAAGAUUAAAUAGAAUUGACCUUUUACUCCAGUCAUAUUUAAAUGUUUCAAAUAUUAGAGGUAUCUUAAAGAUGACUAUAGUUUUACUAAGAGAACUUUCAACAUUUAUAAAUCAAACUGAAUUAAUAACAAAUUAUAUAAUAUUGGUUGAAAAAAUAUUUAAACAUGAAAAUAUGGUAUCAAUAGUUUUAGAUGAAACUCAAUCAACAUUAUUAUCAAUUUUAAUUAGAAUUAUUUUUAGAUAUUAUAAAAAAAUUGGUACAUAUCAAUUAUUAGAAUUGUUUAUAGAUAUUUAUCAAUUCGAUUUAUCAAAGAAAUUACAAACGUAUCAAAUGUUACCACUAUAUACAAUGUAUCAUAGUGAUAUUGGCAAAAAGAAAACCUGUCUAAGUAUGGAAAAUAUUAAAUUUUUAAAUAACUAUAGCGAACUUUUAUUCAAGAUUUUAAUCGAUGAAAAUGAUGUUACUCAAGAGAUGAUCAAAAUUUAUGGUAGUGAUAUGAAAACAGAACAAAUGGCCUUAAAGUUUAUUACAGAACUAUGCCAAUGCUAUUACUGUCUCUAUGGUAUCAAAUUAAUAACAUCUUUAGAAGAGCACCAAACCAAAAAUGCCAAUCGUCAAUCUUUAGAAGGUCCAGGUAUCUAUAUGCAACUCUUUAUUAUAAUGAAGAUUUUAUCAAAUGACGAAGACGAUAUCAAUAUUCCAUUAAAUCCAUUCAUCAAUAAUCAAAAGGUAUUAAAUUUAAUUUGCCAAUACUCAAACAAAAAAGAAUUUAAAGAUUUGACCGAAAAGAUUUAUUUAAGAUUCCCAGAACCACCCUCUAGAGUUACAAAAUACAAAUCAAUAAUAAAUGACUAUCUUAGUGGAGCUAUUAAAGAACUUACCGAAGAAAGCAUUAUAGAUGUCUACACACCACCAAAGUUUGAUUUCCCUAUCCUUUUUGAUAAGAAUGAUUCUCUUGAUACCGAUAACCCCAUCUUUGAUGAUAUAUUCACCGAUAUUUAUUAUAUGUAUGCUCUACAACAAGAAAAAGAUCAAGAGAAAUAUAGGGACCUUCUAGUUAAAGAUCUUUAUUGUAACCCAAUAAGAAUCGACUCUUGGUUGGCUUUGUCAAAAUCAUACUCUGAUGAUUUGGUCGACUUGACAAGUUCUGAUGGUAUUUUAAUUAGAUAUCCAGAUUCAAAAACUACAAUUUCUGUUCCAGCAGAUAAAGAUCAAACUAAUCAAUCGGAGGCAAUGGUUAUAAAUGAUGAAGAUAAAAGUAAAGUGGAAGAAGAAGAAAACCAAAACAAUGUAUCAAUGGUCGAAGUUGAAGAGGAUUUAGAAGUUGCCAUCAAUAGUUUGUUCAAAAAAUUAAAGAUUAUCUUAAAACAAAUUACCAAAAUUACACCAAAAGAAAAAUCAUUUAGAGAAUUAGCAUUUUUAAUUUAUGAAAAACAUUAUUUUGUUAGAAAGAAUAAAGGUGAAGAAGAAUAUAAUAAAAAGAUGCAGUCACUUUUUAGAAAAUCCCUUUUUUACUUAGAUCAGGUGUUAGAAGUUAAAAAGAAUGAAGCUAUUGAGGCAAAGAAGAGCGAAUAUCAAAUUGAAGAGGAAUCAUUUUUUUAUCAAGUAUUUAAAUCAAAACUUGAAAAAAAAUUAGGUGAACCACCAUCAGUUUAUUUAGAAACAUUAUAUAAAACAAUUCAAAUUUUACCUAAUGCCGUAAAAGGAAAAACCAAUCAAAUUUUACCACUAUAUCGUCUACAUACCGAAAGAUUAAAAUUAUUAUUACCACUUGAUAGACCAAUUAAUGAAGAAUUAUUGGAUAUUUUGGAGCAAUAUAAUUUCAUUCCAAAAACAACAACAACAACUAAAGAUCAAACAAAGAGUACUGAUGAAACCAAUGAAGUUAUUGAUUCACCAAAUAGUAAUGACAACGAAAACAACAACUCAACAGAAUCAAACCCAAUACCAGGCUCAACAGAAACAUUAUCAUCAACCGACCCAUUAAAUACUGAUGUUACUAUUAAAGAGUUAAAUCAGAGUGGUACCACCGAAGCUAUUGAAAAAGAAGAAACCAUUGAAGAAAAACCAUCUUUAGAAAGUAGAAGAGAUGCUCUUAUUGAAAACUCGUUAGCCGCUUUGGUUCAUUGUAGAACAAUCGUUAGUUAUCAUCAUCAAGCUAGUUACCGUAUAGUAUGGGCCAUUAGAUAUUAUACUAGAAAAGAAAACUAUAUUUCAAACUCACUUCAAGAAUGUAUUAGAUUAUUCAAACCUAGACUCUCAAGAUUAUCUAAAGCAAGUGUUUGGUCGAUUUGGAGCGAUGAUCAAAUUGGAGGUGGUAAAUUAGAUAGGUUCUCAGUUAAAUAUUAUAAACUUUUUACCCAGCUAUUGGAGGAAAAUAAUGAUAUAAAGAAUUUAGAAAUCGUUUUCUUUAAGAUUAAAAAUGAUCCAAAGUUUCAAUCAGAAGCAAAUCAAUGUUUUAUUUCGUGCUGUAAUGUUUUAAGAAAUAUAGUUUUAAUCAAAAAAGAUCCCAAUCAACAAUCACAACCAAAUAUAGAUUUGGAGUCAAUAUUAAAAUACGAAUGGGAACUUUAUAAUGACAUGCUAUCUUUAUUUCCUUCACACAAAAAUAUUAUUCAAAACUUAAUUAUUGAAUCUUGGGAUUUCUCAAAUCAAAUUAAUAACAAUUCUCCAUCCAAAAACCAGUCAUUUGAUGAUAUUAUUUCAAUUUUUGAAAAGAAAUUUUCAAGAACUGAUAAAAGAAAAAAGAAACCAAUAGAAGAUGUAAUCCAACCAACAACUAAUAAUAAUCUAUCAUCAUCUGGAAAUAAUAUAGCAACAUUAAAUAAUAAUAGUAAUAAUCAUAAUAAUAAUUUUAAUAAUAAUGAUGAACAAAAAUUAAAGAGAUUAAGAAUUGAAUAA
This is a messenger RNA of Dictyostelium purpureum, 5616 nucleotides long. RefSeq lists its product as uncharacterized. The transcript is spliced from 2 exons. The record is from RefSeq and is a predicted model, not a curated record. Gene Ontology annotation, cellular component: nucleus. Lineage: Eukaryota; Evosea; Eumycetozoa; Dictyosteliales; Dictyosteliaceae. Gene Ontology annotation, molecular function: protein binding; nucleosome binding. Bases 1 to 5616 code for a protein of 1871 amino acids. Gene Ontology annotation, biological process: chromatin organization.